GACGCAUUAAAGCGAGGAAUCGUUUUCGUUUACGAUAGGAAGCAACCAGUAGGCUGUGGACGGAGAUUUUGCCGCAGUUGCUCCUGUUUUGUGUGUGAAUGCUGAAUGUUGACAUUCAACAUGGCGGCAUGUCGUCAGUGCUGUGCUGUGUCGUGCUUGUGUAAUUGUUAGUUUAGGACAUUUUUGAAACCAAGGCUCACUGUAAAUUUCACAUUUAAAAGUUGAAGAAAAAAAAACGCUAAUAUAGAAGUAUUGGAAAACACAAUCACACUCAGCACGCAUUGAAGACAUCUGAGGAUUUUCAAAUCAACAAUUAUUGUUUAAAUCUCCUAUGUUUUUGAUUUACUCCUUUUAUAAAGGAUGACUGAUGUUUAAGAAGAACACGGUUAUUCUAGUGCACGCUAAAUUGAGUAACUAUUGAAGAGUUGUUAGUAUAUUAAAGCAUACACACACACACACAUGUGGAAAGUAUCAGCAGUAUAUGAUGUGCUAAGAAUUUUGUACUUAUACUAAUUCGUAAUCUAUAUUUACUGCAUUGUUCAUUUGUAUAUUGUGUACACAACAAAACUUGUGAGAAAGAGUUAGGUGAGCCAUAUAGUGACUGUAAUAGUGAUCGCGGCUGAGAUUGUGUUGCUCUGCUUGGUUAAUAGAAAAUUCAUAUCCACAUUUGAGGUGCCUCUAAAAUAACGGAGCUGCCUUGAAACCUUUCGAAUAGCAAUACACAACAGGUGUAAUAAAAUAUUGUGGAACUGUCUCCCUUGCGAUCUUGUCACGGAAAAAAAGGAGAUCACAGAGGAGUUUGCGAUUCUACAGCAUUAAACAGCCUCUCUUCCUCUUCAUUAAGUUCUUAUAACAUUAUAAUAGUGAACAAAGAUAUAAAGUACCAAGAACCGUUCUGUGAUAUCUAUAUCUUAUCUGAUAUCUGUUAACAUUUAAAUGAUUGAAAAGACUAAAAAUUUGUAAAUGUAAGUAUAUAUAUUAUGGUGGAGCAGAAGUGAACAUAAAAGGGAUUAAAUACUUGUUUCAAGGGAAAAGGAAAAUUAUACGUAAACAUUAUAGAUAAAACUGUGCAAAUUUAAAACAAUGUCCAACAAUCCUCAGUGGAAAACGUUCCAGCCGCCAAUCAUGAACUCUGACCCGGCAAUACUUGACUACAAGUCUAUGGCUCUACCGAGUCCCAAAGUUAUAACAGGAUCUCAACAAAACACAAGUAACAAUUAUCGAAAUGGUACUAACUACAGUGGUGACCAUUACUUGGGCUCUCUUUCUGGAUGUGGUAAAAAUGCUACCACUACCACCACUACUACUACUACCACUUAUGGAGCCACGAGAUUUUCUUUUGGGACAUUAACAAAUAUGGAAGGAAAUGUAGGUUACACUGGCGAGUCUGCAACCAAUAAUACUACGUAUCAAGAUCAGUCUGCGAAUCAGGGAACCCGUGAAACUGGUAUAAUAGAAAAAUUAUUACACUCGUAUGGAUUUAUACAAUGCUGCGAACGACAGGCAAGAUUAUUCUUUCAUUUUAGCCAGUUUAGUGGAAAUAUAGAACAUUUAAAAAUUGGAGAUCCAGUAGAAUUUGAAAUGACUUAUGAUCGAAGAACAGGCAAACCUAUUGCUAGUACUGUUAGUAAAAUUGCUCCCGAAGUGGUGUUGAGCGAAGAACGUGUUACUGGUAAUGUGACAACGGAAUUACAAGCCAGUGGUGAUUCACAAGGUCGAAUUAGUUACGAAAAUCGAGGGGAGUGUUUCUUUUUGCCAUAUACCAAAGAUGAUGUAGAAGGGAACGUCACUUUGCGUUCUGGUGAUAAAGUAUCAUUUCAAAUUGCUACUAAUCAACGAGGAAAUUUGGGUGCGUGCCAUGUAAGAUUGGAAAAUCUAGCAUAUCCAGUACGUUAUCGCGGUGUUGUAUGUACAAUGAAAGAAAAUUUUGGCUUUAUCGAACGUGCUGAUGUAGUUAAGGAGAUUUUCUUUCACUUCAGUGAAGCAAAGUCCAUGAAAGAAGAAUUGAAAUUAGGAGAUGAUGUUGAAUUUAUAAUACAAACGCGAAAUGGGAAGGAGGUAGCAUGUAACAUUACUAAAUUACCACCGGGUUCUAUUGUAUUUGAAGAAGUUAGCAAUGAAGUAAUAAAAGGACAGGUUUUAAAACCAUUAGAGAGAGGUAAUGCGGCACGACAUCACAAUGAUCCAUUACCUGGACGAAUUCGAUAUAGAGAUACGGAUCAUUGCGAAGUCGAAGUUCCAUUUGGUGAUAAAGAUCAAAAAGGAGAUUUCACGCUGAGGCACGGAGAUUGGGUCCAGUUUCGUAUUGCUACAGAUACUAGAGAUCAAUUGAAAAGAGCUACCGAAAUAUCUCUAUUACCAGAAUCAUUUACUGUGUCCGGUGAAAGACGAGAAGAAGGUAUUAUUGCGGCUCUUAAAGAUGGAUUCGGCUUUAUACGUUGCGUAGACCGAGACGCUAAACUUUUCUUUCAUUUCAAUGAAGUUCUUGAUGUUGAUAGAGAAAUUAACGUAGGCGAUGAAGUUGAGUUCACUAUUGUACAAGUUCCUACAUUUUGUUUCGAGGAUCCUUCAUCGUCGUUUUCAUACACCCGACCUAGUGCAAUCAGAUUGAAACAUUUACCAACCGGUACUGUUCAAUUUGAAACGAUUACAGAAAAGGACUUGAUGGGUAACGUGGUAGAAGAUACGAAUGGCGUUCAACGAGGUUUAAUCGGAUAUACGAAAGAUAAUCAACAAAAUGUAAUAAUGUUUUUUGCAAAAGAUUGCGAUCCUAAAAAUAUUCCAAGAGUGGGUGAUAAAGUUCACUUUAGUAUUUGUCAAGUUAAACGAAAUAAAGAAUUAGUCGCCGUUGAUAUAUCACUGGUGAAUGCUGCCGGUGAGAAAAUACAAAAUGGAAAUAAAAAGGCGAGCGGCCAAGUUUAUCAAGGUUUCAUAGCUGCGCUAAAAGACGGAUUUGGCUUUAUUGAGACAGUCAAUCACGAUAAGGAAAUAUUUUUCCAUUUCAGUAACUUUGAAGGUGAUACUGGCAAUCUAGAGUUAGGAGCUGAUAUAGAGUGUACAGUAAGUUCUAACAACAGUAGAGGUUCGGGUGGAUGUAUCGCCGCCGAUCAUGUUAAGCUUGUACCUCGUGGAAGUAUUCCCAGGCCUACAGCAGUUAGCGAUCCACUCGACGGAGUUGUAACGCGACCCCUACGUAGCGCAAAUCCCGAACAGAGUGAAUAUGCUGGUUUGAUCAAAAUAAAUCCAACCAAUGAGGAAGAAGAAACGCAAGAAUACGAAUUCGGUAUAAUGGGACUUGUCAACAAGCGUGAGUUAUUGCAGAUAGGUGAUCCUGUGCAAUUGCAAGUUGAUUCUGCGGGCCAUGCCUGUAACAUAGUAGCUAUUAGAAAAAAGAGAAGAGCAACCGUUGAUGCAGUGAAAGGUCCCUUUGGUUUUCUCGCUUACGAGGUUGACGAAGGUAAAAAGCUCUUCUUCCAUAUGAGCGAAGUUCGGGAUCAUGCUACAUUGCAGCCAGGGGACCAAGUGGAAUUUGUUUUGGUGACGAAUCAGCGUACUGGUAAAUCCUCAGCCUGCAACGUAACUCGUCUAAGUGACGCGGUUCAGCAACGACCCGAGCGUUUAAUCAGCCGAUUACGUACUAUUUCUUUGGAAGAUACAGGUCCGAAAUUAACCGUAGUCCGACAGCCCAGAGGACCGGAUGGUACACGAGGUUUCAGCCAAGAAAGAUUACAACAUACCCCUGGUGCCAUCGAGGAAUAAUGUCAUAAAGAGCGUGAUUAUUGCGCUCAUCCAAAAUUGUAAUCUACCAUAACUUGUUUUUAAUUCACACAAACAAACAAAAAACACGUACACACACGUACACGCAUACUUCGAUACAGAGAUUAUUAUUAUAAGCAUGAUCUUACAAACAUUUGCCAAAUCGAGACUAAUGUGACAACAAUAAUUAAUAACAAUAAUAAUCAGUGAAAUGAGUGGUGAUGAUCUUUUCGACAGAUGGAAAGCGUAUGAAAAAUAAUAAAACAACGAGCCAUAUUAACGUGUUAAAAAGGAGUAACCAUGAACGAUGAUAUAAUUAUAUGCCCGAUCUUUAAUUAGCGUAAAGAAUCUAUUUGAAACAUGUUUAUGUUUUUCAUUCGAUUCAUUUUCUACGCUUCGCAUUUCCGUAAAACAUCCUAUAUCCCCGUUAAGUUUGACGGUAAACUUAUUUUAAUAACGGCGCGCGUUUAUCGACAAACAAAUCACACAACAAACUUUUUAUUACGAUAUUUCUAAUAAUGGUUAUUAAAUAUAUCCUCUGUGAUCUGUGCAGUCGUGUUUAAAUAUAUCAUGAAAAAAAUUCAAUAACAUUGAAACAUUACAUAUUGGGCUACCAAAAAUUUGCUUGUUUCUGAUGUUCUUAGACAAUGUCCUGUCUGUCUUUAUAAAAAUAUACUUACAUGUUGAUACAA
Molecule: messenger RNA, 4448 nt
Organism: Vespa mandarinia (Asian giant hornet)
Lineage: Eukaryota; Metazoa; Arthropoda; Insecta; Hymenoptera; Vespidae
Gene: Unr
Product: cold shock domain-containing Unr
Molecular function (GO): nucleic acid binding
Source: RefSeq, a predicted model, not a curated record